AUGAAUAUGUUCCCCAACGAAGGAGAUGCAGGGAGAAUAUUAAGAGUCGAUGAAAUUAAAAUACAUUCGAGCAGAAUCUUGCGUCGAGAUUCAUCAACCGGAGAAUCUUCACGUAUUUAUCACCGGAGUGCAGAAGGAGUGCCGUUCAAUUGGGAAACACAACCGGGGACUCCAAAGCAUCCUCGCCGCGAAGAAGCUAUUCCUCCGCCAACGCCUCCGCCAGGGGCUCGGAGCUUCUUCCCACCAAUAAAACCGUUUGCAGAUCAUUCGUCUAAAGAUGAUAACAGUCAUGCAAUGCACAAAUCAUGGUUUUGGCGAAAACACUGGAAAAAGCAACAAACACACAGGGACUACUUUGGAAGGAAAUGUCAAGUAGUAAGUUCUAAUGUUAAGUCCAAGAACUCUGAUGAUCUGUUUGGUAAUUAUUUCGAUGGGGAAUCCGCUGGUUGUGUUGGUGAUUCGUCCAGUUCGGAAUCAAAAUCAUCGUGUGAAUAUUCGUCUAAUGGCUCCUCGCGUGAAUUAAAAGAUGAUGGUGAACAUUGUAAUAAUGAUCAUGAGGUACAUAAGCCUUUUGGUUGUAGUCCUUGGAACAUGACAGGAAUCAUGGUUCGUGUUGUGAAACGGGUUUGA
Daucus carota subsp. sativus is the source of this 630-nucleotide messenger RNA. RefSeq lists its product as uncharacterized. The record is from RefSeq and is a predicted model, not a curated record. The coding region runs from base 1 to 630 and encodes 209 amino acids. NCBI's taxonomy places the organism in Eukaryota, Viridiplantae, Streptophyta, Magnoliopsida, Apiales, Apiaceae. The transcript has a single exon.